AUGGCUCCGGUCACGUCGUCGGUGGUUCAGGCCACGGCAGCAGAAGGGGGCCAAAGGAGAGAAUCUCGACAAAACCCCUCAUGUCUUGGACACAACACGACCGGGAGAAGCGAUGAGGAUGUCGCAGCCUUUCGCGAUUUGCUCCAUGUGCUCUUGGUGAGAUGGCCACCAAGGCCUUGGCACUCUCCUGCUACGGCGACUGGCCGAGUUCACUUGCCUUCUUCUCCUCGUAUUUGCUCGGGUGGUGCCGUUGCCAAUGUUGAUCUUGGGCUUGACGCGGAUGCUCAUGCGGAAGUCAAGCUCGAGAGUGGGAGUGGGCAGAGCGAGCGAGGCGGCAACAUUGUCAUCGUCGAAGUGGUGGAGAAGGUGUACCUGAUCUCUCCAACUGGGGUUGGGGUUGGGAACUGGGGCUGGGGCUGGGGCUGGGUCGUGGGACUCUUUCACAGAACCAUCCACCUCCUGAAUCGCAAAUCCACCAAUUCUGAGGCCAAGUUGGUGCAGGCGGGCAGCCAAGCUUCUGUGCUUCUCCUGGCGAGGAGCACGACAACCACCACUGCCGCCAAGCCGAGAGGAUCAACAGUCAAAAUGGCAACCUACGUAGAACCGCAAACGACUACGGAUAAGAACGAGUCGGCUGUGUCUGUCGACUACGACGCCUUGGACGACUCUCCUAUCGGUCAUCUGGCCAAGAAGCAGCGAACCACUCCCUCACCAACAACUCCCUCAACCCAUCACUCCCUCGGCCGACCACUCCCUCAACCAGCCCCAUUUGGUGAGGUCAGGUAUUACCAGGAUGAAUACGAGGAGACGAAGACAAAGACCUCGAGUGCGGUCACCAAUUGCGCUCAGGGUGACCCCAUUGCCGGUCCCGACAACAAGGCCGAUCACGAGGCUAAAUCAAAAGGCGAGCCUUCUAUAUCGGCUGACAUCUUCCGCUUCAACUGCCGAACUAGCUGCUUCUUUGACCUACACUCGCGCAACGGUCCCGGUGUACCCCACGAACAGCAACUCUGGUCCCCCAUCAAGACUGCGUUGCCGCCUAGACGCAUGUCUUAUUCUGUCGUGCCGAGCUUCCAGUCGGUUCUCAUAUACCAAAACCCUGUUAUUGGCCUCUCUUCUGUUGUGCACCAACCGCUUGCAGACUUUGAGAAGCUCAAAGCCCUGCCUCGCCGACGGGCCAAUCCAUUGGGUUCCCUAGAGGCCCAUCGACAGGUUCCUUCCAACCAAGUACUCCCAGCUUUCCUGAAUCGAUUUGCAUCUCGUUCUGCUUCCACUCCACCUUUCAAAGAGCCCUUUCGGGCUACUUCGGUUCAGUCUACUCCUCACGCAACUCUUCGUCGACGUCAUUGUCUCGACAAGAACGGCUGGCUGACUUCUCCCUCUCCGAUGCCACCUCGUUGCCGAUGGAAUAGUCCCAAGCCUCGUGUCGAGCCUUUUGGCCCAUCCAAAACUACUGGCUUACGCCCAGCCAUGCUUCACAUUGUAGAGUUUGCUGGCCACGAGCCUCCACCCCUAGCCAGCGCUACUGCGUCUCUGCGGCCAAUUGGGGCCACAGGCCAUCACGAUUGCGCAAGGUGGCAAUGCUCGGACUCUGGCAAGACUGCGGCAUACCUGAUCCCCAUCAUUUCCACCAGUCGCCUGGUUAAGACUACCGGUUGCUUCGCCGACGAGACUGACAACUUUUGGGCUAUCUCUACGUUCUAGGACAUUCACUACGUCUAUUACACAAUGAGAAAGUCG
Neurospora hispaniola is the source of this 1740-nucleotide messenger RNA. RefSeq lists its product as uncharacterized. The record is from RefSeq and is a predicted model, not a curated record. Bases 1 to 1704 code for a protein of 567 amino acids. The transcript is spliced from 7 exons. Lineage: Eukaryota; Fungi; Ascomycota; Sordariomycetes; Sordariales; Sordariaceae.